Messenger RNA from Paramecium sonneborni, 354 nucleotides. The record is from the annotation of a GenBank genome assembly. NCBI's taxonomy places the organism in Eukaryota, Ciliophora, Oligohymenophorea, Peniculida, Parameciidae.
AUGUUUGGAAACUCAGUAAGUUUUUGUUCAGGAGGAGUUUGUAAUUCAUUUUAUAUUUCAACACUCUCUGCAUUUUUUUCAGCCUUUGGAAUUCCAAUAACUUAAUAUUUACAUUAUUUAAAUUAUCUAUGUAUUAUUUUAUUAGCAUUUUCUUUACUAUCUUUAUAUUCAGUUAAAGAAUCAAUAAUUUAUGCCCCAUUCUUAAUUACUUUAAUAGGUUCAAGUUUAAUUGUAAAUGAUAUGUUUUUUUACAAAUUACCAUAUGCAAUUUGGAUUGGGAAUGGUAUGAUAAUUGGAUCAGCCUUUUGGAAUUCAAGAUUAAAUUAAUUCAGUUUCUUCAAAAGAAAAAAAUGA